This is a messenger RNA of Durotheca rogersii, 1803 nucleotides long. RefSeq lists its product as uncharacterized. Lineage: Eukaryota; Fungi; Ascomycota; Sordariomycetes; Xylariales; Xylariaceae. The transcript is spliced from 2 exons. Bases 86 to 1660 code for a protein of 524 amino acids. Gene Ontology annotation, biological process: secondary metabolite biosynthetic process. The record is from RefSeq and is a predicted model, not a curated record. Gene Ontology annotation, molecular function: acyltransferase activity, transferring groups other than amino-acyl groups.
AGCGCCUCUAACCUAGUCGCUUACGCUUCCCGCUCCCGCCCCCCUCCUCCCUCUUCCUCUCUCGUAGACAAAUCCUCCGCCCACGAUGCGUAAAAGGCGGUCGCCGAUUGGCGAAGACAUAACUACGCGGCCGCGACGUCGCAACGUGCAACACAGGACGGCCAAGCCCCUCUCAGAUACCGCUAGGAGACGCACACGCUCUUACCUCGCCACGCGCGAGCCGUUGCCAAUGCUGGACAAGGAGGACCAUCUCUGCUGGCAAGAACCACUUUCGGUGUGGAACCAGAGCGCGCCUCGAGUAUACAUAUGCGUCGUGCUCUGCUUUCCGUGCGAGAACCGCCGCCGGCAAGACGCCAUCCGCCACAUCGAAACCGCUCUAAAGCGUCUAGCUAGGGAACGGCCCGUCUUCGCCGGGCGGCUUCAGGCGAACAUCAACAACGGCAGCGUCUCGCUUCGCCGUUCCCCGCUGCAGGACAUCCCCUUCAAAGUUCUGCACGCAACCGAAGCGAGCCGACUAGACUACGCACGAUUCAAAGACGACGGCUUCCCCCCUAGUGCCUUCAUAAAUCCCCGCUUCGGUGUGUCGGGAAGUCUAAGUUCCAGCCUCGAUUCGAUACCGGUGUCGAAGGUGGAAGCGGAAUUUCCAGACGGCGGCCUACUUCUCUCCAUAUUCCUACACCACGGGCUGGUGGACGGCGGAUCGUUACGCGUGUUUCUAGAAUGCUUCGCGGCCCAAACGCGGGGCACUCCAGUCAACCUGCCUUCGGAGCAGGCGUUUCCGAUAUCGCCUUCUUGGGGCCGCCGAGAUUCGAUACACGUACCGGGGGUGCCUUCAUUCCAGAGUCUGAUCGAGAGGUGUCCGGAAUACACGGUGCUAACCGACUACAGCGGCCCGACGCAGCCGCGACUGGAGAGGGAAGGAGUGGCCAUGGCACGCAUCGAGAAGAUAGGCAAGAUUUUCGUCUUCAAGAACGAUCGACUGCACGAGCUGCGCGAGAUGAUCCGAGCAAAGAACGGCAUGGCGGAACGUCCGUCGGCCUACACGAGCUUGGCCGCCCUCACUUUCGCACACAUUACAAAAGCUCGCGUCGCGACCGAGAAAUACCUACCCAAGGUUCAACCAGGACGGAACGCCAUGCUAUGGAACUCGGUCAACUGGCGGACGAGAGCCUUUCAAGGCGCGACGGACAACUACUUUGGCAACGCGGCCCUACCUGCCGUUACAAAAGCGCCGAUGGUCAAGCUGGCGGCGGCCUGCGACGACGACGACGAGCUCGCCCGUCUCGUGCCGCUCGUGAAGGCAUCAAUCGACGCAGUCGACCAGGAGUACGUCAACCACCGCUUCGCCAUGCUAUCCGAGGUGCCCGACCCACGCUUAGUAGGGGUCAACUAUGACCCGCGAAAGCCAGAGGUGCUGGCGUUCAACACAUGGAGACACUUCGGCGCGGAUGUGGAAUGGAGCAUCCCGGGCGUGCCUGUGGCCAGGGCAGAUGCGAUCAGGAGAGCACACGCUUCGUGGAACCUUGGCACGGCGCUGAUACUGCCGGCCAAGGCAGACUCGAUGAAACAAGAACUCUUCGUGAGCCUGUCGGUCGAGUCGAUGAGGCUGCUGUGCGCCGACGAGGGAUGGACACGGUGGAUUCAUAGGAUCAUAGGUUGAAUUGCUGAUGAGGCUGCAAAAAAAAAAAAAAGUUAUAAUCUAGGCAUUGGCUGUCACCCUGUCGGCUGUGGUACCCCAAGUCCGACGCGGCCGGUUCCAUUUAGGCUCCCUGUCGCUCUAUGACCUGUCAUUUUCAUCGACCG